Molecule: messenger RNA, 790 nt
Organism: Hyaloscypha bicolor E
Lineage: Eukaryota; Fungi; Ascomycota; Leotiomycetes; Helotiales; Hyaloscyphaceae
Exons: 1
Coding region: 81-623 (180 amino acids)
Source: RefSeq, a predicted model, not a curated record
AUGAAUAAUUAUUCUAUUUUACUCAAAUUAUUUAAGAUAUUCGUUACUCUUAUUUUAUUCAAGUUAUUCAUGAAUUAUUCAUGAAUAACUCGAAUAACUUGAAUAAUCCUUUGACACACUGCUCGCAUCAGACGUUCACGCUCUUCCCCAAGCUAGCCACUAAAAUAUUUCUGAAAAUCUGGAACUAUUCUCAGCCAGUAGCUUCAGUCGUCGAGCUGAUUUGUAAACCCUGCUGCGGACGAUCUUCUAUUUCCCAGCUACCGGCCCAAGUCCUUCUGCAUGUCUGUCGAAAAUCCCGUGUUGAGACUUUGAAGAUUUACCGGCUAGCGUUGCGUGGCUCAGAUCAUCCAACACCGGAGCAAUGGGAUGCGGACUAUCGCCGACCAAUAUACAUUAAUCCGACCCUCGACGCCCUGUUCAUUCGAUGGUUCGGUUACUCAUUCUUCCUGGAAGAGCUGACUGAAGCGUUUCAUGACGACUUGUUGAGAAUUCUGAAUAAUCUGGCCCCGGAUACCAAGUAUAUGAAGGAUGCUUUGGUGUUCAAAAGUGGCACUGCGCUCGAUCCCCUGAAGUUUUUCCACAGUCUUGGCCACGUCAGUACGCAGUUGGGGACAGUCGGUUGAAAGUGCCAUUUACUUUCACUCCCCCAUAUGGUAUUGAACAACGAAGACGGCCACGCCUACCAGCACCUGCGGAGGUCAGAAUUUCCCUGUACUUACCAGAACAUCGCGACUUCGCUGAAGGACCUGGCUGCGUGCCAGGAGAUCGGCACCCAGAGCUUCAGCCGGGC